AUCGGACUCUUUUAAGAGACGGACUUAAAAGACAUAACAGUUACAGGAGGUGUGAAUUGUGUUGUUUUGUAGAGAUUUGAGGAGGUUUUCUCACUGAAAGCUCUUUGAUUGGCUGGAAUGGCUCUCCCGGGUGUUAACAAGGAUAACAUUCGAGCUGGAUGCAAAAGAUGUGGCUAUCCGGGUCAUCUUACAUUUGAGUGUCGGAACUUUGUGCGGGUGGACCCGAGGAAGGAUAUUGUUCUGGAUGUGAGCAGCACAAGCAGCGAAGAGAGCGAAGAAGAACAGGAAGCUGUCGAUAAGGACAAGAUCUUUGGGAGCAGCCAUUCUAAAGGUUCCCACGAGGAUUCAAAAAAGGAAAAACAUAAAAAGAGAAGAAAAGAAAAAUCCCAUCGAAAAGCAAAAAAGAGGUCUUAUUCAUCCAGUGAUGACGACGACGACGAGGAGAGCAGGAAAAAGAAAAAGCAUAAAAGCCAUAAGAAGAAAGACAAAAAGGAGAAGAAAGAGAAGGAGAAACGGCGCAUGAAAAAGCGUAAGAAGAAACACACUCAGUCCUCCUCAUCGGACAGCUCCAGCGGAUCUUCAGACACAGACUGAAAAAUAGCUUGUUUUAAUGCAAGCUCACAAAGGACCACAUUCAGUACAGCAUCUUUUCUGAAGCAUACACAACAGGCAUAUGGAUCAUUACUUGUAAAACAUUGCGAGCUAAAGAAACCCAAAAGGAAGCAAGUUUUCAGAGCCAUGUGUGAAUAUGUUACUGUUAGAACAGUGCAUUUUUCUCCUGUAAUAAGUAGCCGUGUUCUCGUAAACAGUUUCUUUUUAUCGGUGCUGGUUGGAAAAUGAUCUUUUCUCACUGUAUUUUUCAUGCUAUUGUAUGAUUUUUGUACAGAAAUUAAAUAAAAAAAAACACAUGGCUGUUACAUUUA
This is a messenger RNA of Colossoma macropomum (tambaqui), 923 nucleotides long. RefSeq names its product SREK1-interacting protein 1 (gene srek1ip1). NCBI's taxonomy places the organism in Eukaryota, Metazoa, Chordata, Actinopteri, Characiformes, Serrasalmidae. Gene Ontology annotation, molecular function: zinc ion binding; nucleic acid binding. The record is from RefSeq and is a predicted model, not a curated record. Bases 118 to 594 code for a protein of 158 amino acids. The transcript is spliced from 5 exons.